ACAUAGAUAUGGAUAGAUACUUCAUUUAACAAUUUAAAUAUUUUACUGUGCGUUGUGUUCUUCUAAUUAGUAGAGCAGAUCCGUGAGGGUCCACUAGUUCAUGUUAUUUGGCUUAUACAAUAGUAACAAAAUGUUAAAAGACUACAGUGUUUCAUAAAUUAUUAUAACAAAACAACGCAUUGCGCCAAUGUACUAUAACGGCCAAGGAAAGUGUAAAUAAAUAAGCCGAGUUUGUUUUAACAUUAACAAGUACUUAUCUGGUGAUUUAAAGUUCUCACAAUCCUAACUUUAUUUAGAAUUACAAGAGGACUGGUUUUACGGUAGCAGAUUCAAAUAAACAGAGAAUUCGAAUCAUGGACCCAAGAUCACAUCUAAACACAACAUAAACAGUGAAAAAUAUCGAAAAAAUAAAUCAAGAUGCCAGCGAUUUUGACGAAAAUCCGUGAGCAAGCGUUCAGGGUCCAGCCAACUGCGACACUAGCUGUUGGUGUUGGAGUUGGAGUUGCUUUAGCCGCAUGCGCACUCUACGGCACUAGGGAUAAGAAGCAGCCUCCACCAUGUCAUAAUAAUAAUAAUUAUAAGGUAGCCAAAAAUGGAAAAUUACACACAGUGGAAAAUGGCGGCGUCGAAAGUCAGACGUGUGGCGGGCACUGUGGCGCUGAACAGUGCGCCCUCUGUCGGGGGGAAGUUGAUACCGAUAACAAGCAGAAUAUUGAAGAUGCGGACGAGACACAGUCCCAAACAGUAGAAGAGCAUGUCCCUGGUCUGAAUCUGGAGUUUCUCAGACAAAUAGUGUCUUUGGCUAAGAUCAUGGUACCGGGAUUCCGGAGUCAUGAAGUCGCAUUGCUCUCUGUUCAUACGCUGUGCCUCUUCUCGCGAACGUUCUUGUCUAUAUACGUCGCGUCUUUGGAAGGUUCUAUAGUAAAACACAUAGUCCAAAAAGACAUGAAGGCAUUCGCAGCAUUGCUCUUACAAUGGUUCGGUAUUGCCGUGCCAGCGACGUUCAUAAAUUCCAUGAUCAGAUACUUGGAGGGAAGACUAGCUCUCGCCUUCAGAACGAGGCUGGUGAAUCACGCCUAUGAGCUCUAUUUCAAAAACCAGACGUACUAUAGAGUGGCUAACUUGGACGCUAGGAUAGAAAAUGCUGAUCAUAGAUUAACAGAAGAUGUGUCAGUGUUCGCCCAAUCAGUAGCUCACUUAUACAGCUCUCUGACUAAGCCGUGCUUUGAUUUACUCCUCAUAGUUUUAACCCUCGCCAGCUAUUCAAGCAAGAUGAAGGGAAAUAUAUUCUUAGGACCCGGUAUAGCAACAGUGGUAAUAUGCUUGACUGGUCAACUUCUCCGAAUCCUGAGUCCAAGGUUCGGUGCCCUCGCCGGCGAAGAGGCACGAAUGAAGGCGAAUCUGAGACAUGUCCAUUCGAGGCUGAUAGCUCAUGCGGAAGAGGUCGCGUUCUAUGGAGGACAUAAUGUUGAAAUGGGCCAGCUCCAAUCAGCUUACAAAGAGUUGGUCACUCAAAUGACCUCAGUCUUCAAUAAGAAGCUGUGGUAUGUGAUGCUGGAGCAGUUCUGCAUGAAGUACGUUUGGUCCGGUACCGGGAUGGUCAUGUUGGCACUUCCCAUACUUACCGGAAAGAAGUUGGAUGGUACAGCAGGUGAAGGUAUAAGCGCCAGAACAGAAUACAUGACGACAUCAAGAAAUCUAUUGAAUUCAGCGGCCGACGCCAUCGAGAGGCUCAUGUCUAGUUAUAAGGAAAUAGUGACACUAGCGGGAUACGCAACGCGAGUGUCCGACAUGUUAGUAGUAUUUGGGGAAGUCGCUCGCGGGAAAUGCGUACGCGCAGUGCACGUAGCAUCAGCCUCUUCUACAGGCUUCCAAGUCACCUUCAGAGAUAAACAGCCUGUGCCCAUGGGUCAAGUUACGUACACGGACGAUCUGUCGAUACGUGUCCGUAACGUACCGAUCGUGACUCCAGCGUGCGAUGUGGUCGCUAGUGGCGUCUCAUUGGACCUCAAUCCUGGCACUCACCUAUUGAUUGUUGGACCUAAUGGAUGCGGCAAGUCUAGUUUAUUCCGUAUAAUAUCGGGCCUAUGGCCGGUAUUUGGUGGCGAGUUGAGCGUCCCUCGCCCAUGCGCGUGCGCACACUGCGCGGACGAACCUAACGCCCCACCGUAUUGUGUUGCGCGACCCGUCAUGUUCUACAUACCGCAGAGGCCAUACAUGUCAAUGGGGUCUCUAUUAGACCAGAUAACUUACCCGUCUCGGGUAUCAGAAGACGACAGAGAGGCCGAAGCAAGAGCUAUGCAUAUUCUACGAGUCGUACGCUUAGACGCGUGCGCAGCGAGACACGGCGGUCUGAGGGCGGUUUGUGAUUGGCGCGCCACGCUUUCCGGCGGGGAGAAACAGAGGAUGGCUUGUGCUAGAAUGUUCUAUCAUAGGCCCGUAUACGCCUUACUCGAUGAGUGUACGAGUGCCGUUUCCAUGGAAACAGAAGUUGUUAUGUACGAAGAGGCUAUCAAGGAAGGCAUCACCUUGCUUUCCAUUACACACAGACCCAGCGUAUGGAAAUACCACACCCACGUGUUAGAAUUUGAUGGAGCAGGCGGCUGGUCUUUUAGACCUUUGGAAAAAGACGUCCCAGCUAUUACGCCUUUGGCACCAACCGAAACUAAGCCAAUUGAAGCUAAAUCAACAGAGGAUACGCCAAAAGUAUGAUAAAGCGACAUCUCUUGAACGGAUUAUGAGAAAAAGUUUAUAAUGUAUUUAAAAUCAAGUGGCACGUGUUUGGAAGUCAAACUUUAGCAGGAUUUCUAUAGUUUUGUCAAAACGAAAUUGUGACAGAUUGAACACUGCGUUUCCAUACAAUUUGUAUACUACGCCACAAAAUCGAACGACAGGUGCUCAAAGUAUUAUUUUACGUAUAUAGUAAGAUUUUUUAUAAAAAAACUUAAGCAGCGUUCUGUGGCCGUAUUUGGAACUAAACACAAGCCGGUAUUAUUGUAUGAAUGUGUUGAACUAUACAGUGUAUUGAAAAUUUGGAUGAUUUUGUAGAUUGUUAGUAUCGUAUUGACGUUUUUUACGAAACUAUAAAAAUAGUUGCUAAAUGU
This is a messenger RNA of Pieris napi, 3104 nucleotides long. RefSeq names its product ATP-binding cassette sub-family D member (gene ABCD). The record is from RefSeq and is a predicted model, not a curated record. The transcript is spliced from 15 exons. NCBI's taxonomy places the organism in Eukaryota, Metazoa, Arthropoda, Insecta, Lepidoptera, Pieridae. Gene Ontology annotation, biological process: fatty acid beta-oxidation; long-chain fatty acid import into peroxisome; very long-chain fatty acid catabolic process. Gene Ontology annotation, molecular function: long-chain fatty acid transmembrane transporter activity; ATP hydrolysis activity; ABC-type transporter activity. The coding region runs from base 418 to 2712 and encodes 764 amino acids. Gene Ontology annotation, cellular component: peroxisomal membrane.